AAGGGCUUCGGUCACGAGGUCCGUCAGGCGGAAGAGACUAUCGGCAAAGCAAAACAAGAAGAGUUGUGGCUGUUAUUAGUGUCUUAUUUGACAGUGAACUAAGAAACAGAUUCUCAGCAAACGUCAGCUGAGCGACAGUUGAAGCAAAAUGUCCUCGGAGGAGUUUGAGAAGUUGCACGAAAUCUACAGCUCCCUGUACGACGAGCUGAGGCUGAUGCCGGAGAGAGCCCCGAGGUGCCUCGGAGAGGAGAGGAAGAGGCUGGUGAGGAGCUUCGACGAGAGACACGGGGAGGCUGAAGAAGUGUUACGAGGAAUGGAAGAAGAGCUCCGAACCGCUCCUGCUACCUACAGAAAUGCAAUGAGCACAAAACUGCGCCUGUACCGCAGGGACCUGGGCAAACUGCAGAGGGACAUGAAAAAUGCCAUUCCUAGUCCUGGCUCCUCCUUCCAGCCAGGAGAUCAUCAUGGCAUCUAUUCCACACAAAAUCAACAAAGUACACAUGUGCAGUCUCAGCGAGCUUUGCUGCUGCAGGGCACAGAGUCUCUGAACAAUGCCAGCCAAAGUAUCGAACGAAGUCAGCGCAUCGCAGCGGAGACGGAGCACAUUGGCACAGACAUCAUCAGUGAGCUGGGGGAGCAGAGGGAACAGCUGGACCGCACCCGUAACAGAUUGGUGAACACCGGAGAAAACCUCAGUCGAAGCCGAAAGAUCCUUCGUGCCAUGUCACGGCGGUUGAUGACCAACAAGUUGCUUUUAGCUGUCAUCAUUCUAAUGGAGCUGGCCAUCCUGGGGGCUGUGAUUUACCUGAAGUUCUUCCGAAAAUAAACGCGGCACCACCAGAGUCCAGUCCACGCUCUGGGUCUCUUGUUUCCACUGACUGUCCAGUAGCAAUAAUGCUGGUGUUUGUAUUCAACCAGCAGUAAGUGCAAAUGACGACACUGAGCUUGUUCAGUUGUGGACAUUUGAGAGGGGAUUGUGUCCAUGGGCAGUUGAAGUUUCUUUAAUCAUAGUGACAUUUUAAACCUGUUCUUGGACUGAACUGACAUUUGCACUUUUGGCACACUGCUGUUGCCAGUGGUGCCCUGCAGGAUCUCUUUACUGCUCUGCUGCCUGAGCUUUUAGUCAAAUCAGAGAACAUUCUUCUUUCACAUGUGCAGUUUCUCUGGUGACUGGACACCGUGUUUUCUGUGAGGCUUAGAAAUCCCGAGUUGGGUCAGGUUUUGCUAGAUGUAUACAAUACAGUUGUACACAGUAAAUUAUCUCUGUAAUAGUAAUCAACAGUAUGAGCUACCAGUGGUUCACUGGUACCUCAUACUAAAAAUGGUCAACCAUUGACAGUAUAUAAAAUGGUUGACGUUUCGAAUUCGAAGGUCAAAUGGAUGCAUCUGAGGUGUGAAUGUGAAGAAUUGGUUGAAAUAAUAAUAAUAAUACAAAUAGAACUGUUUUUAAAGGUGUCCUCAAAUCACAGUAUCAAGAGAAAUCACUGUGGAAUUAAGUUCCAGUAUUUGUUAUUUGACAGCCCACACAUUAAAGCUGACCUUUAACCUCAGUAUUUCCCAGUAAAACAGUCCAAAAUUUGCUGGUGGAGGCUGAACACCAUCUGUUACUCUGAAAUAAAUGAUAAUAAUAUUUAA
Messenger RNA from Betta splendens (Siamese fighting fish), 1635 nucleotides. RefSeq names its product vesicle transport through interaction with t-SNAREs 1B (gene vti1b). Gene Ontology annotation, cellular component: endoplasmic reticulum membrane; Golgi apparatus; late endosome membrane. Gene Ontology annotation, biological process: Golgi to vacuole transport; intracellular protein transport; vesicle fusion with Golgi apparatus. Gene Ontology annotation, molecular function: SNAP receptor activity; SNARE binding. The coding region runs from base 149 to 826 and encodes 225 amino acids. Lineage: Eukaryota; Metazoa; Chordata; Actinopteri; Anabantiformes; Osphronemidae. The transcript has 6 exons. The record is from RefSeq and is a predicted model, not a curated record.